Aureobasidium vineae is the source of this 1137-nucleotide messenger RNA. The record is from the annotation of a GenBank genome assembly. NCBI's taxonomy places the organism in Eukaryota, Fungi, Ascomycota, Dothideomycetes, Dothideales, Saccotheciaceae.
AUGAUGGAGCUCAAGAAUUGGUCGACACAUCUGAAGGUUCCAGCGAGCGAGGAUCACAUCUCCAAUGUAUGGAUCAACGACGACAUUCGUCCCCUUCCACCACACAGGCGGACUUGGACUCGAUGGGCUUUCCAGCAUAUGAAGAAUCACUUCCCGGCCAGUGCGAAUCUGGAUACGAAACAAUUCAUCGGAUGGGUCCUCUUCAACGUCAUCAUGGCUCCCAUAAUAUACAUCAGACCUGAGGGCAUGAAACAUGUCGUCUUGUGGAUGACCAUCGUGUCGGGGAUCACCUUGGUCUGCAUCACAAUCUGGGCGUUGUCUGCGGCGCACGGGGCUGGUCCCUUACUCAACCAGUCAUCGACUACCAAGAGCAGUGAAGAGUUAGGNAAUCCGCCUGACAUCGUCCAAAAGUGGAUGGAUACCGACUACAAUGCAAAAUCGCGCGCCGCUGCCUUCUUCGCCGGAUGCGGCUUGGUGACAUCGCAGCUUGCAAUCAACACCAUUGACAAUGCUUUCUCGGCCGGUAUGGACAUUGCUGGUCUUUUCCCUAGCUACAUCAACAUCAGACGCGGAGCCUAUCUCGCUCUUGUGAUCAGCAUUGCCCUUUGUCCGUGGCAGUUGCUCGCAUCUGCAUCGACGUUUAUCAGCGUUCUCUCUGCUUAUAGUGUGUUCCUUGGACCGAUGUCUGGUAUCAUGAUCUGCGACUACUGGGUGGUGAGAAGAAGGAAGUUGAAGCUCUCAGAUCUCUACCACGGUAGCAAAGAUGGCGUCUACUACUUCUGGCAUGGCGUCAAUUGGCGAAGNUUUUUGGCUUGGAUCUGCGGCUGGAGCUACCUUAUCCCCGGCCUUGCGCAUGCAGUCGGAGCUGGGGUCAGCGCACCUGCCGCGUGUGUCAAGCUUUACUAUCUUGCCUAUCCGCUGGGCUUUGUAGUCAGCUUUGCUAUCUACUACGCACUGAACCUCGUUUGGCCUCCUCGAGGAUUGGGAGUCAUCGACGAGGUGGACGAGUUCGGUACCUUCACAAUGGACGAAAGCCAGACGCUCGGAGUCCUACCCCCGGUGGUACAAGGCUCAGUGCGAGCGGGAGAUGAUGAGCUUCAGCACCCGGAAGAAAAGACCGGUAUGUUCUGUAAGUAG